Messenger RNA from Vespa mandarinia (Asian giant hornet), 1959 nucleotides. Its product is annotated as facilitated trehalose transporter Tret1-2 homolog. Gene Ontology annotation, molecular function: sugar transmembrane transporter activity. Lineage: Eukaryota; Metazoa; Arthropoda; Insecta; Hymenoptera; Vespidae. The record is from RefSeq and is a predicted model, not a curated record. Gene Ontology annotation, cellular component: membrane. Gene Ontology annotation, biological process: transmembrane transport; carbohydrate transport.
GACUGCGUGCGACGAUACAAAUAAACGUAAUGUGUAAAUCUUUGAGAUAAGGUACUACCAUUGGUGAGGGCAAAGAACAUGCAGCUUGUAAGUUUCUGACAGUUUGUUCUGACUCUUAAAAGACGGCUAUCUCAAAUAAACGGGCCGAAAUAGAAACGUUAAAGUUCCUUCGAUGACAAAACGUUUCCAUUGUUCGGCAAAUUGAAUAUGGAUCCGAAUAAGAAGGAGGACGUUAAUACUUGGUGCUCAAAAACUGAACCAUUUUUAGGAUAUAACAAUGAAAAUCCUAUAAAGAAUCAGAAUAAUGAAGAGACAGUUCAAACUUCUCAAGAGGGAAAAAAACUUUUUCAAUAUAUCAUUACCUUGAGCGCCAGUCUAAUUGGUAUGCAAAGUGGUAUGACAUUAGGAUGGACAUCACCAAUUUUACCAUUUCUCAGCUCGAAAAGAUCCUUUAUUCCUCAGUUAACGGAAGACGAAACCUCUUGGAUAACAUCGUUAUUAGCUUUGGGAGCGAUAUUAGGAGCGGUGCCAGCUGGAAAAAUAGCCGAUUAUUUUGGUAGAAAGUUAGCAAUGGCAUUAACAGCUAUACCCUUUCUGAUAUCAUGGAUUACAUUAAUCUUCUCAAGAAAUAUUAUUGGUGUAUAUGUGGCCCGUUUUGUUGGUGGCAUUGGUUCUGGAGCUGCUUGUGUUCUGGUACCAGUUUAUAUCGGUGAAAUAGCUCAAGCAUCGAUCAGAGGAAUGCUUGGAACAUUUUUUCCACUUUUAUUUUCAUUCGGCAUUGUUUUCUCUUAUGUGAUGGGUGCCUAUCUUUCUUACACGAUUUUCAAUGUGUCAUGUUGUUUUGUAUUGACUAUAUUCCUCGUGAUCAUUGUGUUCCUUCCGGAAUCGCCGAUGUGGUUGGUACACCAAGAGAAAAAAUCACAGGCUGUCAAAGUCCUCAAGAUAUUACGUGGUGUUAAUUAUGACGUUAAAGAAGAAAUAUCGACGUUGCAAGACGAGGCCGAUAGAGUAGAAGCUAAAAGAGGAGGUAUACUGGAUCUUAUCGGUACAAAAGCUGGACGAAAAGCAUUUGGUACAUGUCUUGGUCUAAUGUGGUUCCAACAGAUGUCUGGAAUAGAUGCUGUAUUAUUUUAUACAGUUAGAAUAUUUCAAAAUGCCGGUAGUACGAUCGAACCAUUCGUCGCUACUAUCGUUAUUGGCCUAAUUGAGGUCAUAAUGACGAUUUGUGUUGUACUGAUCAUUGACAGAUUCGGAAGGAAACCAUUAUUGAUAAUAUCUGGCGUAGCGAUGACUCUAUGUCUCGGUGUCCUUGGAUAUUAUUUUAAAAUAAAAACCGACGGUAAAGAUGUACUUUUUCUUGGUUGGGUACCAUUGACGUGUCUUUCCUUAUUCAAUGUCGUAUUCUCAAUCGGCUACGGAUCGGUACCAUUCGCAAUGAUAAGCGAACUUUUUCCACCUGAGACUAAGGGAGUAGCCAGUAGCAUCUCUAUUAUGGUACAUUGGAGUCUGGUAUUUGCCGUGACUAAGCUCUUUCCAAAGAUGGAAAACGUUCUGGGAGAAGCUACGACGUUUUGGACCUUCGCUUGUUUCACUGCGUUGUCUGCGGCCUUUGCCUUCUUUUUUGUCCCUGAAACGAAAGGGAAGACUCUUCAGGAUAUUCAAAAAAAACUGGAACGAAAGCGUAAGCUGAUCAAAGACGUACAGUCUGUCUGAGGAGUCUCACUCUCAUUCUCUCUCUCUCUCUUUCUCCCUCUUUCUCUCUCUUUUCCCUCCCUCUCUCUCUCUCUCUCUCUCUCUCUCUCUCUCAUUCUUUCUCAUAUGGAAUUUUAUCUCGAUUAUUAUAUGUACUAGCGCUUUACGCUCGACAAACGAAGAAAAACGUGAUAUACAAUUUGUCACUGAUUAAACGUUUUAUGUUCGUUUGAAAAAAAAAGAAAAAAAAAAAAUAAUUAAAAAAGA